CCGUUCGGUCACUUCUUCUGUGAACGUUUUCGAAGCAGCAGCUUCGACACUGCACCCGGAACAAUCUGCUUCGGACGCGCAGUAGGUGCCUGCAUACGUGGUCUUUCAAUUUUUGCACUGAGCGCAAGUCGGAGCCAUGCCUCCUGUCUCGAAGAAGGACCAGGGCGCCACUCUUGCCGGAUUCGCCAAAACCCUCGUUAAAGCGGAUGCCCGUGUUUUCGUCAGCGUGGAUAAUGUCCUCGCCAUCUUCAAUGCCGCCGACGAGGAAUUCUGCAACGACGGCACCACCUGUCUCAGCGCCACCUGCACAUUCAGUGACAAGUCUUCGUGCUGGGCCGUCAAUCGUCAGCGAGAGUGGAAUGCCAUGUUCAACAACCGCGGCAUCGAGGUGAUCCAGCUGCAGAAGGGGACACUUCACUUUCGAACAUUAAACAUCGACCCUGAAGACUUGGAGGCGAAUGCAGACGUCAAGUUUCUUUGCCUGUCUCUGUGGCUCCUGCGACAACAUCGCUGCAUCUCUGGAGUCGUCCUGUCUAUUCCCGUCCUGGCACCUAGGCACGAGUCACUGUUCAUGUCUCUCCUAAAGCUUACGGAAUUCUUACAAAAGUGCGAGAUACACGGCAAUGAUCCAUUCAAAGGACGUGCCCUCGCAAAGGCGGAGCCAAGAGCGAGUGCUCUAGACCACCUGUCUCGACUGAGAGAACUGGGACUCGCUACGGUUCACCUGAUCGACGAUGACGUUGCUAUCCUGGCCCGUCUCGUGGAACGAAACGCAUUGCUCGUUGCCCUCAUCCUCAUCGACGUAGAGAUGAGCGCGCUCGCGUUCGCCGAGCUCGUCGCCAGGGUGGUCGAGCACAAGAAACUGGAGGACUUCCGUGUGAAGAUAAGCGCCAAAGAACCCGAGUCCGUGUUCAACGAAGCCCUGAGUCUAAUCGGCCAGUCGCGCACUAUCUCGAGGCUGUACGUGCACGUCGACCACGGCUUGUUGAGCCUGCUGCAGGGACUCCUCGAUAACUCUUCGAUUAGAGAACUAACGCUGGAGCCGAUGAUCAACGACGCGAAAAUACUGUGUGCGCUAGCCGACUUCCUGGAAAAGCAGGCAUCUUGCAAGCGCUUGAAGGCUUGCCUCAACGCCAGACAAUUUGGGCACGUUGCCGGCGCUCUCAACGACAUGCAAAGAAUCGUCGGCAACAGUUCGCUGCGCGUUCUCGUGCUUUCGGGAUCGGCGCUUGCGCCUCUGCCGGCGAAUCGGCUUGCCGACGGGCUCGCAAUGAGCAAGACGUUGAGACAGCUCCAUCUGGAUGACUGCGAGCUCGCGUGCUUAGACGUCCUGCCCUUUGUGAUGGCUGUCAGAAGAUGCGCGGAAUUCGGCCAAUUCGAAGAACUCAACGUGGGAGCUCCGGUUGGCAAGGAUCUUGAGCUGUGCGAGCUGUUCAGGAAAAUAGUUGAUGUCGGCGUCUGUGACAAGAUCACGCUAGUCUACAACGACUGCCUUGUGGAGCCCUUGCGGGAUGCUCUGCAAACGAACAUAAAGUUUGUCAACGUUUCCCUCUCCUACGGCGAAGAUACAGAAGUUGAGCCUGUUCUCCAUGCCAUGAGGAGCACGGUGAAGACCUUGAAGACACUCUGCAUCAACUCUCCUCGAGUACUGAGCAGCCUGGGCGGUCAGUUCCUGGCGAACCUUAUUCGGAAAGCAGACUCACUCACGGUUGUCAGACUGCGCUGCCGCACCAAGGCGAACGCGUCCAUCCAGAUCCUCAAGGCCCUAGCUGAGUCCAGGAGCGUGAUUCUCCUAACUACCGAGCGCUGGGACUUCAGCGAAAACGUCCAGCGCACCUUUGCCGACAUGCUUCGCCAAAAUCGCAGCCUGAAUCGCCUCGAAUUCUACUGGAGCAACGUCGGUGAUUACGAGCCUUUCAAGAAGUACCUGAUCAAUGGUCUCGAGUUCAACCAGUCCGUGUCGGUUGUGAAGAUGUACCAUGGCCAGGAGCGCGAUGAGUUGGCCGUACAUGACUUCGAACUUUUGCAGUGCAUCCACAGGAACGCGAUGCUACUCGCCUGGGUCACGGACGUCAUCCUGAGGGACGGAAUGUGUCCCGAGGGUGCCGCUGUUGUUGACUUGCUCAACACUUGCGAGGCACCUCUGGACCUGUUUCAGCGGACCGGCGAUUUCUCACCGCGUACGGCUAACAAACGCAUCCGCUUGGCUCGCAUGGCGACGAGGACGCAGUUCUACGCCCUGAUUUCUGAGUUCAGUGGCCGGCGCGACUUUACUUUGAGCGCUAUUGGACGAGCGCAUUUUCAGAACCUUGUUCUCUCUAUGCGUGACGACGUGUUCAGCACCAUGGGAGUCGAAACGUCCGCUAGUUCGGGUGCCAGCGGCUCUGACGUUUAGUGAGUUGGUUCCUGCGAUUUUUUUCACCGGUAGUCAGUGGCUGAGCUCUAGCAAACUGAUAAUUCGCAGACAUUUGCAAGAAUUUGCAUGUUUGCCGGUUCCUCUUCGAGACCUUUUUAUUACUUCUUUUUAUACUGCACUGUAUCACCUGGACGUUUUUCUAUAAGCAUAUAUCUAUUAAGCCGACGCAUUUACAGCCUAUAAUUAGCUGCAAAAGACAUUGCGAAGGCUGCCUUUUCGCCUUUACAGUGAUGUACAACAUGUCUAUUGCAGAUAACCCGAUUGUUUUCAUUGAAUAAAUUUUUUUGUAUGUUUUCUGAUGCAUCA
Messenger RNA from Dermacentor silvarum, 2722 nucleotides. RefSeq lists its product as uncharacterized. The transcript is spliced from 3 exons. The coding region runs from base 137 to 2395 and encodes 752 amino acids. NCBI's taxonomy places the organism in Eukaryota, Metazoa, Arthropoda, Arachnida, Ixodida, Ixodidae. The record is from RefSeq and is a predicted model, not a curated record.